Messenger RNA from Pelagomonas calceolata, 1933 nucleotides. Lineage: Eukaryota; Pelagophyceae; Pelagomonadales; Pelagomonadaceae. The record is from the annotation of a GenBank genome assembly.
CGCGCGCGACGUCGACGCGUUCGACGCGCAAGCGACGAGCCGGGCGGCUCGAGGGUGCCGAUGCACCGCCCAUAAGUGCACCGCAGCGCGUCGGGCAGCCCUGCGAUCCGUAGACGCAAGGGGUGUGCCAGCAAGGGAGAGCCACAAUGUGGCGCCCGCUGCUCGCCGCGGCGGCGGCGGCCUGGGUAGUAGUAAGAGCCGAGGACGCGCACUGCCACUGGCGCAGCUACGCGGCGCGCUAUGAUGAUGUACGAGCGGCCUUCGGCACCGACGAACACGCGCUACGAGAGCACUACUUUUCUUAUGGUCGGAGCGAGGGCCGCACCUGUCAUGAUGAAAUGGAGCCCUUCGACUUCGUCCAGGAGCACUGGGUCGAGAUCGAGGCGCCGUUGAACGGCGAAACCUUCGCGCCCGAUUCGAUCAUCGAAACGACGGCGCGCGUGCACCAGUCCACCGUGCCGGCCUACGGCAACGCGACCCAUGUUUCUUUGUCGAUAUUGGUCGCAAAUAUCGAGAGGACCUUCUUUUUGAGGAGGGGCGCGGCCCUCUCGGGUGUCGACGCGUUUUGUGGCGAGCACCCGCCGCUCGAAACUCAAAACUGCGCGAAACUGAAAACCACGCUGGAGAGUUUGGUGGCGCAGCUCCAGGAGAAUGCACCGCCGGUGGUGCUGUGCUUUGUGGUCUCCGAUGGAACGACCAGCACCGAGCGGUGUGAUGCGAACCCCCAUUCUUCAUUCUCUGUUCCAAAGCCGGGGCGCUACACCAUUGCCGUACGUGCUCAAGGCGCCCUCGGCAGUGCCGCGCGAGGCCCGCGAAGUGCGCGUUCCGUUGUUUCGGUGAAUGUGGGUUGCCCGGGGCCGACCAUUGUAAAGCCGCGCCACGGCGCCAUCGUUUCUAGAGAGAUAGAAGUGGAACUGGAAGAGGAGGCCUGCGUCUCUAUCAAUGGAGUGGAGAAGUGCGGUUCAUUGUUGAGUUUCGCGGACCUUCCUCCUGGAAGAGUCGCCAUACGAGCAUCUACCGGAGAUUGUCUCACGACGAUCAGCGUCGACGUCCGUAGUCCCAUCAGGGACUACGAGAGACCUCUACUCGUCACGGCCGCCUCCGAAAGAUAUGUACAGAGAAGGAUGCUCGACAAUUUAGUGGGCUCCUUACACUUCUGGGAGCCUUCGUCCACGAUAGUGGUCUACGACCUCGGCUUUUCACCAGCAUCGAGAUCCAAGGUUUUGAGGUGGCGCGACGUUGAGUUGCGAGACCUGGCACCCGCAGUACAACGAGUUUUAAAUGAGACGCCGCCACAUACUCUACAAGCGUCGUCCUACGCGUUUAAGAUGAUAGUCGUCCAGGACGCUCUACGUACAGCCCGUAGUGUUUUGUGGAUCGACGCGAACUGCGAGGCGCGACGACCGCUCGACGACGUCUUCCACCUCUUACGAGACAAGGGCCACUUCCUCGUGGAGCACCCGUAUCGGUUUCCUACCACUCAAUUCCACCACCCGGCCGCCGUGUCGCAGUUGGGUUGUGUUACUGAAGAUUUCUCGCGGCAGCACUGCGCGACGACCUUCGUCGGCGUUGUGCAAGGUAGCUGGUUCGCCACCGACGUCCUGCCGAGACUCGUGGCGUGCAUGCGGGAUUCAGAAUGUGUGAACCCGAUCGGUUCGUCCCGGGACAACCACCGGCAGGAGCAGACCGCCCUCAACGCCAUCCUUUGUGCGUUGCAAGCGCCUCCCGAUGACGUCUGCCUGGCCUCCAAGUCAUUCAGAAUGACGGCGGAUUUUGAAAAUGAUUUGGAUGACAUGCAGCCGACGCGCGACGAGACGGCCUGGAACGGCAUGUAUCUGUAUACGCGGCGGGACCACGCGAUCAAGCCCUACCUGCGGUUCCUCCGUGCUGAGGCUCCCGUGGCGCUCGAGCUCUAAGUUGUUGUGUUCUGUGC